Molecule: messenger RNA, 1176 nt
Organism: Styela clava
Lineage: Eukaryota; Metazoa; Chordata; Ascidiacea; Stolidobranchia; Styelidae
Source: RefSeq, a predicted model, not a curated record
AUGGAGCAGCAAGAAGAGAAGGAUAAACUUAAGACAGGGGAACUGAAAAGAAAAACACACACCGAAACGGACUUCAACUUGGUUGGAAAAACCCUCACCGCUGCUGUAUUUCCAGCAGAAGACGCCAAAACGGGGAAGAAUAUAAGAAGAGAACUGGUCUGGCUUCUGGUGAAUACAUUUGGUUUGGAACAAUCAUCUUUAUCCAGAAUAGUGUGGGUUACAAAUCAGGGCAGUAACAUCGUGAAAGCUUUGGAGCCUUACAAGCGCAUCUCGUGCCUUGACCAUGUUAUCAACACUGUCCUUCGCCAUGGGCUGGACAAGGACGCACUGUCUGAAAACGCCCCAGACAUUGGAGAAACCAUUACUGCAGUCAAGAGUGUUGUCCGUUUCACCAAGCAAUCUGGUUUGGCAGCACAACUAUCAAAAACAGUGCUUCAGAUGGGCGAAACCAGAUUCAGCACCAUCUAUUUGACACUCAAGUCUGUGCGCGAGAUAUAUACUGAGUUGUUUGCACUGUUCCUGUGGCCUACCUUCAACAAACUCAAAAUGAUGACACCGACAGAGGUGUCAGAAGUGCAUGUACAUGUCCGCACACUCCUGGAAGAGGAUGGAGGAGAAGCCAAUCCUAGGCCUACAACUGUUGAAAACGAGAUGGACGAGGCGCACACCUCCAGCACCCUUUCUCCACCUGCAGCAAAACGAAAAAUUUCCCUAUUCGCUGAGUGGGAAAACGCGGAUGAGGACGAUGAUGCACCUGUUCGAGAUGAAGUUAGCAUGUACAUCAGUCAAAGGCAUGCCAUGGAUGAUGACCGAGAUUUGCUUGGCUGGUGGAGAACAAACUCCUGUAUAUACCCUAGGCUUGCCAAGUUAGCAAGAUCCGUGUUGUGCAUACCAGCAAGCAGCAGCAGCAGUGAGCGAGUUUUUAGCGCAGCUAGCCGCACGAUAGACCAGCGGAGAACUUCACUGAAACCUGGCACAGUGGACGCAAUCUUGUUCUUACAUGACGACCACCGAAUAUUAAGUGAAGAAGGUCACUUAAAAGUCGAAAUGGCUGCAAAAUCAGUUUCACAAGAAGAACUGGAAAGUUUAUUGGCUGAUCUGAAUGGUCAGUAUAGAUCAGCAGAAGAAUUGAUGUUGAAUCCAAGAAAUAAGGAGAUUCUACAAUCAAUCAAGUAA